Dendrobium catenatum is the source of this 2244-nucleotide messenger RNA. Its product is annotated as heavy metal-associated isoprenylated plant protein 20-like. The coding region runs from base 808 to 1248 and encodes 146 amino acids. The record is from RefSeq and is a predicted model, not a curated record. NCBI's taxonomy places the organism in Eukaryota, Viridiplantae, Streptophyta, Magnoliopsida, Asparagales, Orchidaceae. Gene Ontology annotation, molecular function: metal ion binding. The transcript is spliced from 2 exons.
AAUUAACAUGGAUGAGUUAAAUAAUUCUAAAUCUUGCUUCAGUUUGGUCACAGGAUAAUACAAACUUGAUAAGAGUGAACCUAAUUCAGAAUCAGAGAUAAGAUAUAAAGGUACAAGAGAAUGUCCGUAUGAACAGUUAUACUGCUUUAAGUUUAAUACUAAUUGAAAUAGUAAAAUGUACAUCGCUAGCAAUCUUUCAGGAAUACUGUUACAGUCACCAAAGAAAUACGCAGAGAAUCAAAUUGGGAUUUACUUUUUUUUUGUGUGCGUGAAUUUCUUUGAGUAGUGAGGCUUUACCGGGCAAUAACUGCAUUUCACUAAUUUUUAAGUCUUUUCUCUCUCUCUCUCUCUCUCUCCCACUUUCUGAAAGUUGAAGCUUUGAGAAUCAAGAGUGUAGCUUUUUUCCUUGGGGGGUUGGCUUGUGCUUUGGAAAGGCUAUAUAAAGGGACUAUAGGCCGAUCAAAGUUUGCAGACUUGCAAUAAGGAAAGAGAGAACAAAAGGAGGAAAGCUAUUCUGAAGGAAGCCUCUUGCUGCUCGCAAAACUUGAGCCCCUCUUAAAAUUCCCUCCCACAAUUCUAUUCACCCUUAACAGAUACUUGGAUCUUUUACGUUUUUUAAUCACCUUUUCUUUUUCUCCAUCAAAAUCACGCUAACUCAAGCUGAAGGCUUGGCCAUUUUCUACAAGGCCUUCCAAGCUAAAAAGAACAGCACCUUGCUUCCUUCCUUGCUAUAGCCAGGUUCAUAUUGCUUCUGAUCUUUCUUCUCUCUAUCUGCUACUUAUUAAAUACUUAAGCUUCUCUGCAGUCAUGGGGUAUCUAUCAAGCCUUCUUCCAUGUGGCUACAGUCACAAGAAGAGGAAGAAGUCAUUCCAGACUGUUGAACUUAAAGUCAGGAUGGACUGUGAUGGUUGUGAGCAUAAAGUGAAGAAAUGCCUCUCCUACAUGAAAGGAGUUCGCACGGUGGAGAUCAACAGGAAGAUAAAUAAGGUUACCGUAACUGGUUAUGUUGAGCCAAACAGGGUUGUGAAGAGGGUUCAGUCCACUGGGAAGAAAGCAGAGAUAUGGCCUUAUGUUCCUUAUAACUUGGUCACGAAUCCAUACGUGACCGGGACCUAUGAUAAGAAGGCUCCUGCUGGGUAUGUGAGAAAAGGUGAGGCUACCCAAGUUCCAAGCCUAGCAAUCAGAGAGGAGGACAAGUUCACCAAUUUAUUCAGUGAUGAUAACCCGAAUGCUUGCUCCAUCAUGUGAGAGGGACCUUAAAAGUCUUGAGAGAGGGUGGAACUAAAAGAAUCAGGGGUUAAUUCCAUGUCAAAGAAGAAUGUUUCUUUUCAUGGCAUCUAUGUAAUAGGAGGAAUAGGUUCAGGCCAUAGUUGCAUGAGAGAGUAUGGAUAUAAUUGUCAAUUUACCUUAGAAUCGGUGAACUUUUCCUGGUAUUUACCUUAGAGUUAUAUAAACACUGGUUUAUUUUUCACAUAGCUACAAUGGAAUUUUGAUCCGCAACAUCUAGGGGUUUAUGAUUCCUAAUAUAACUACAGAUAUGAUAAAUGAAAGUCAUGUAAAUCUCAAUUGAAAUUCACAAUUCAAAAGGCUGCCAAUUAAAAUAAGCAGUUGUCAUCUUUUCUUGGAAACCAGAAAUAUGAUAAAUUCAUUAUAAUAUAACGAUUGACUAAAUCACAAAAAAUCAGCGGGGAAUUCAAAAACACUAAAAACCACAAUGUCAAUGGAAUUGACACCACAAUUGGAAAAAUAGAUUGGCUAAAAAUCAAUCAUGCUAGUAAAACAAUAUCAAAUUAGGUAGGGAAAAAAAAAAGAAAGCAUUUCACCAAAUAUAGAAAUUCACGCAUCUUCUGAUUCAAGUAGGUAACUAUUAGGAAAGAAUUGAAUAAAUUGAAAGAAUUUGGCUGAAAUUUGAAAUUUCAACAAGAUGAAAGCAGAAAUUGAGAGAAAUUAUCUGGCAAAACACUAGAGAACUUGUGAUGAGGACAUCAGAUUUCGACACGUGUACCAUCGCCGGAGACGCAGAUCGACAGCUACGAUCCAGAGCCUUUAUUUCUGAUUUAUUUGUAUUUUAUUUAUAUUUGUAUUUCUAUUUUCUUAGUUUGCCCCUGUGGGCAUUGAGUCACUUAUGUAGCCCUGAGGGCAUUUGUGUCAUUUUAGUUUUAUUUUUUUUUACCAUGACCUAUUUAAAGGAGGCCUCAUGCAAUGUAUGAGCUAAUGUUGAUGAAUGAAAUUUCUCUUUUGAUC